This is a messenger RNA of Pseudo-nitzschia multistriata, 1425 nucleotides long. Lineage: Eukaryota; Bacillariophyta; Bacillariophyceae; Bacillariales; Bacillariaceae. The record is from the annotation of a GenBank genome assembly.
CCAUAUGACUGGUGUGUUAUGAACAAAACGGUCGAAGGSAAGCAGUGUACCAUCCUCUGGCAUGUUGAUGAUAUAAAAGUAUCACAYGYAUCAGCRGACGUGGUAACUUCAGUACUCAACCAGAUAGAYGAAAAGUACGGUAAAGUCACCCCGCUGGUACAAACCAGAGGAAAAGUGCAUGAAUAUUUGGGCAUGACCAUGGAUUUCUCCCAGACAGGAGUGGUAAAAUUCACCAUGYAUGAUUACAUMGCCAACAUGCUCAAGGARCUACCAGCSGAGUUGUUYCCGACCGGAGAAUCGAUAACACCAGCCGGGGAUCAUCUCUUUGACGUCAAUGAGACGGAUCCCAUACUGCUUGAUGCCGGGGCAAGUGCUCUGUUCCAUACGAAUACAGCCAAGCUAUUGUUCUUGGCUAAGCGAGCCCGCCCGGACAUACAGUUGCCAGUGGCAUUUCUCUGCACCAGGGUAAAACAUCCCGACAAGGAUGACCUCAAGAAAUUGAAUCRGGUGAUGAAGUAUCUCCGUGGAACCAUGGGGCUCCCAUUGCUCUUAGGGAUCGACGGAUCCGGUGUUAUGAGAUGGCAUGUGGAUGYGGCAUUUGCAGUCCAUAAGGACAUGCGAAGUCACACCGGAAUGACAAUGACCAUGGGCCAGGGAUCACCCUGCUCAGCAUCAUCGAAGCAGAAACUCAACACGAGAAGCUCCACGGAAGCUGAAAUUGUUGGGGUCGAUGAUGAGCUGACACAGGUCCUAUGGACAAGRUAUUUCCUYGAKGCGCAGGGCUUCCCGCUCCARGACAACAUACUAUAUCAGGAUAAUCAAAGUGCAAUUAAGCUGGCCCGCAACGGAAAACGGUCCAGUGGGAAGAGGACUCGUCACAUGGACAUCAGAUACUUCUUCAUCACCGACCGAAUCAAUGCAAAGGAAGUGAGUGUUGARUAUUGYCCAACCCUYGAGAUGGUAGCGGACUACUUCACCAAACCAUUGCAAGGGUCCCUAUUCAGGAAAUUUYGGAACCUGGUAUURGGUAUCAAUGAAGACGAUGUUCCAGGGUAUCGACAGAGUGUUAAGGAAGAGCUGGACCACAGAGAACAGCUACGAAAGGCRAAGGCACUGGAGGAUGAUCUUAUGAAGCAACAGCAGCAGCAAGAACACGGAACAGCAGCUGCUACUGCUGAUAAAUAAGAUCACAGGAGUGUGUUGAAGAAGAAAGAACCCGGAGGUACGACAGGCGAACCAUAACGGACAUCGGCGAACCAGAAUCUCUAAGUACGAUAUAUGGAUAUUUGGUAAAUAGGAGAGAUAAAAGAAUGAGCGAGAGGCAUCAAAGAAAUUAUGGAAAACAAUACAUCAGUGCAAUCUAGUGAUUCUAGAGUAAUUCUCAUUCUUUAUAAUUUUAUUCAGUUAACAGUGUAAUCGACACUU